AGACCUUCGUCGCAUAAUAAUACAGAUACAGAGCAGUGGUUUCGGCGCAUAUUGCCAGACGCUGCUGGCCUGGCCAAACCUCCGAUCCUGCCGUCUCGAUCUCUCUUUCUCGCUGAUUUCUUUCUCCGAGCGAUCUGUAGGGUUCCCGCAAUUGCCUCGAAAGCGGCCACCAUGAAUCGAAUCGUAUUAGGAGGUAUCACGGCGAGAGCCCACCGGGCGACUUCUGGCUUCUUCCUUGGUUCUUCGAGAACCCUACAUUCACUGUCUUUUGCUACGGUGCCAGUUGAUCUUUCAGGUUCUCAGCCAGCAGAAGUAAACAACUUGGUGCAGGGUCAGUGGAAAACAUCUUCUACUUCAAAUUGGCUGCUUGAUCCCUUGAACGGGGAUCCUUUCAUUAAAGUUGCUGAGGUUCAGGAAUCAGAAAUCAAGCCUUUUGUGGACAGCUUGUCUAGGUGCCCAAAGCAUGGACUUCACAAUCCAUUUAGAGCUCAAGAGAGAUAUCUACUAUUUGGUGAAAUCUCAGCAAAAUCAGCACAAAUCCUUGGACAGCCUGAAGUUUCAGAAUAUUUUGCAAGGCUUAUCCAGAGAGUAUCUCCAAAGAGUUUUGCACAAGCUCUUGGUGAAGUCACUGUUACUCAGAAAUUUUUGGAGAAUUUUUCUGGCGACCAGGUCCGCUUUCUAGCUCGAUCAUUUGCAGUACCAGGCAACUAUCUUGGGCAGCAAAGCCAUGGCUAUCGAUGGCCAUAUGGUCCAGUUGCUAUUAUCACGCCAUUUAAUUUUCCAAUGGAGAUCCCUGUGUUGCAACUAAUGGGGGCACUGUACAUGGGCAAUAAGCCAAUUCUUAAAGUUGAUAGCAAGGUAAGCAUUGUGAUGGAGCAGAUGCUUCGGCUACUUCACGAUUGUGGCUUACCCAAGGAGGAUGUUGACUUCAUCAACUCUGAUGGUAAAACAAUGAACAAACUUUUGAUAGAGGCAAAGCCACAGAUGACACUUUUUACUGGAAGUUCACGAGUGGCUGACAAAUUGGCAGUGGACUUAAAAGGUCGCAUUAAAUUGGAAGAUGCAGGUUUUGACUGGAAAAUUCUUGGCCCGGAUGUUCAAGAGGUUGAUUAUGUUGCAUGGGUGUGCGAUCAAGAUGCCUAUGCCUGUAGUGGUCAGAAGUGCUCUGCACAGUCAAUCCUCUUCAUUCAUGAGAAUUGGACUGCUAGUGAGCUUCUAUCUAAAAUACAACAUCUAGCAGAGAGAAGGACACUGCAGGAUUUAACUAUUGGACCUGUUCUUACUUUUACAACAGAAAGCAUGCUAGAACAUGUAGAUAGCUUGCUUAAGAUCCCAGGAUCUAAGCUACUCUUCGGUGGUCAAGAAUUGGAGAAUCAUUCUAUUCCAAAAAUCUAUGGAGCCCUGAAACCAACUGCUGUCUUUGUUCCAUUAGAAGAAAUGCUUAAACCUCAUAACUUUGAGCUUGCUACAAAAGAGAUCUUUGGGCCAUUCCAGAUUGUUACCUACUACAAGCAUGAUCAACUCACUGAGGUGUUGGAUGUUUGUGAGAGGAUGCAUGCACAUUUGACCGCUGCUGUGGUCUCAAAUGAUCCCUUGUUUUUGCAGGAAGUUCUUGGGAAAUCAGUGAAUGGGACAACAUAUGCUGGAAUCAGGGCUAGGACCACAGGAGCUCCACAAAACCAUUGGUUUGGGCCAGCUGGUGACCCAAGAGGUGCAGGAAUUGGUACACCUGAAGCAAUCAAACUUGUUUGGUCUAGUCACCGAGAGGUUAUACUUGAUAUUGGGCCCGUGCCACGCAAUUGGGAACUCCCACCACCUUCAUAAACCAAUUUCGAACAUGAUAGACUAGUAAUCUAUCGGGUUAAACAGCGAGGUUAAUGCUUUUAAAUGCAUUCGAAAGGAUGGCUGGAAAAUAAAUAGGGAAAAUUUCUUCAGGUAUAUGUUUUGAUGGAAAGUUGCAAUUUGCAUAUUUUUGAUUUAUAAAAUUUCUUGGUCAA
Molecule: messenger RNA, 1997 nt
Organism: Zingiber officinale
Lineage: Eukaryota; Viridiplantae; Streptophyta; Magnoliopsida; Zingiberales; Zingiberaceae
Product: delta-1-pyrroline-5-carboxylate dehydrogenase 12A1, mitochondrial-like
Exons: 16
Coding region: 172-1824 (550 amino acids)
Cellular component (GO): mitochondrion
Molecular function (GO): L-glutamate gamma-semialdehyde dehydrogenase (NAD+) activity; aldehyde dehydrogenase (NAD+) activity
Source: RefSeq, a predicted model, not a curated record